AUGGAUAUAGACGACAUCCUGCGCGAGGUCGACCCCGUGAUCGACACCAUCCCCAGCGAGACUCGCGAUCUCCAGGCCCUGACGCGUGCCUGGGUUGCCGAGCGAUGCGCCCCAGAGCUUCUAGAAUGGCCCGCCGACGGCCUUUUCGAGCGCAUGAACGAGCGAAUCAAGGCGCAAAUCGAGAAAGUGGAAGAGAUGACUGGCGACAUGGACCCAAAGACCAAUUUCGCCCUCAUCGUUAUACAGACCGAGCUGGAGCGGUACAAAUACAUCGUGCGAAGCUUCCUGCGUUCCAGGAUAGCCAAGAUUGACAAGCAUACUCUCCACUACCUCUCGACGCCGACCAUGCGCGCUCGCCUCUCCGAAACAGAGCUGGCCUACGCGACCCGGCACCAGGCUAUGCUGCACAACCACUACCUCUCCUCGUUCCUGUCGUCCUUCCCUCCGAACCUGCAGAACCUGAACGACACCGCGGGCAACAUCAGUAUGAUCGACACGCCAGACCUCGACACGGCCGUCUUUAUCCGCCUGCUGAGGGACUGCCUGGUAGAAGGCCGAGGAAUUGACGAGGACGGCAGCAUGAAUGGGAAGAACGGGGACAUCCUGAUCUUGCGAUGGUCAGACGCGAAGCCGUUGGUAGAUGCUGGAGACGCCGAGUUGGUCUGA
Molecule: messenger RNA, 666 nt
Organism: Diaporthe citri
Lineage: Eukaryota; Fungi; Ascomycota; Sordariomycetes; Diaporthales; Diaporthaceae
Exons: 3
Coding region: 1-666 (221 amino acids)
Biological process (GO): DNA-templated DNA replication; double-strand break repair via break-induced replication
Cellular component (GO): GINS complex
Source: RefSeq, a predicted model, not a curated record